AUGGAUCUUUUCAAGCAAGCGCAAAAGGAAUACUUCAGUCGUAAGGAACAGCAACUGGACGCUGAAGCGUGCGAACACCAGUUGGACAUUGAAGCGUGCAAACAUCAAUUUAUUAAUCUUUCCCAAGUAAUGACAUGCAAUUCAUGCGGAUUGGAAACUUAUCCCGUCUUCGUUUCUGGGAUGGACUGUUGGGACACAGUAAUUUCAAUUUCAUCAGUUAUAGGUAUGAGAAUUGUGGCUGCAGGAGAACUAUAUCACCUUUUGUUUUAUCAAGAGAAAAAAGACAUGAGAUCGUGAGAAAUAUUAAGAAAGUUUACAAUGCAGAGGAGCCCAAAAAGAGGAGGCUCCCUAACCUCAACAUCCUAACUUAUCAAAUAUGUAAAAGACUCGACAUAGAGAUAGAUGAGACGCUACUUAAGAUUCCGAAAAGCAGGGUUUCCCAUAAUCGGUGUAAGAAGAUAUUUCAAGUAUUAGGCUGGGAGUAUAUUGAGUAAGAUUUUAAUGUUCCGCUAAGCAUUAAAAUUGAAAUAGUAAUUUUAGGGUGACGAUGACGAGAAGAACCUCAUCCGUUAUCGAGAACAGCAGGCAGCUGAUCAGACAAAGCCACACCAGUUUCCGUAGCCCGUUUGCAGGAUACACGCGUUAUUUCGCACUGAAAUAAGAAAUGUGACAAGGGAUGAAAUUACAACACGGCGAUGUUUUAUUUUGAAGCCGUAUGUGCUUGCUAAAACGAAGUUAAUGUUAGCUUGAAAUUCGGCAACAUGAUAUGUCUAAGGCUAAAGUGCAUAGCCACUGAAAAAUUUUGUGAAAUAAAAGCCCUAGAGUCUUAUAAAUUGCUAUAGUUUGUAAUAGCAACGUUUCGUAGCAUUAACGCCCCGACUUGACUGGACCUAAUUGUAGUGUUUUGACAUUUGAAGUUCAAGAAAAGCAAGGAAUUAAAAGUGGAAACAUCAUUUAAGUGAAGCAUCACGGGAGUGUGUUACAUGUGGACUAUAUAUUUGGCUAAGUAGAUUUGUGUUGUAAAAAAAGCAAUAAAAUUAAAAGCAAUCGAGCAAGUAAACGAGUGGAAUAGUACAUUGGCGACGAGUAUGGUGAUUUUUCUGUGUCGGUGAGGAGUUUCCUGUUAUUUUAUGUACGUUUGGUGUGAUUUUUUCGAAAGGAUAUGUCGGACAACUAAGCCGUCGAAGGGGCUAGUGCCAGUCAACAAAGUUCUAGCCAAGAAUCGGCUCAAUUUAAGGCAACUGAAAUUAAGGGUCUUCCUUGCUUUAACCCCAGGGAUGACCCGAAUACUCUGUCUAUUCGUUGGAAACGUUGGAAGCGAUCAUUAAACUUAUAUUUACUGGCAAAAGGGAUCACAAUGGACUCGCAAAAGGUAACACUGCUGUUGCAUACUGGGGGGCGAUGAUUUUCAAGAAUUAUAUUUCACAUUGAUACCUGAGAAUGAAGAAAACGGCUUGAAGGAAAGUUUUGAAGUGUUAGAUAAUUAUUUUGUGCCAAAAGUGAAUAUUCCUUUCGAGAGACACUUGUUUAGACAAAUGUUUCAAGUUGCAGGAGAGACGGUGGAUCACAAUUUGUUUGUCGGUUGAGACAGAAAGCUCUCACAUGCGAGUUUGCAGAUGUUGACGAGACAAUAGGAGACCAGCUUAUUGAAAAAUGUAAAAAUGCUAAACUUCGUCGGAAGUUUUUGGAGAAAAUUAAUGCAAGUUUGAAAGAUAUGCAGGAUAGAUAUGCAAGAGCACAUGAAGCGGUUGAAAUUCAGAUGAGAUCUUUGGAGCAGUCUGAUUCACAACAAUCAGAGGACGGUCAAAUAAAUGCAGUCGGUCAAUUCGGCAAGAAAAACCAGAGGGGAAACAAAGAUGGUGUUCAUGGAAACAACACAAGUGGUCGAUAUGGUAGGGGAACAUUUGGUCAAAAAACUGGAACUGAUCAAAGGUGCUUCAACUGUAACCGUGUGUGUCAUUUUGCUCGGGAUACUAUCUGCCCGGCUAGAGAUCAGAGGUGUAAUGAAUGUGGAAUUCGUGGUCAUUUUUCUGCGUGCUGCAGGAAAAAAAAUAGUAAGAUACCACAAGGAUGGAAUCAAGAAGAGGACGAGAGCAGAAAGAAGAAAGUGUAUCAGGUAGAUGAUGAAGAGAAUCCAAGAACCAGGGAGGACUAUGCAUUUGUUGUAGGAGAAAACAGAACAGGUGCAGGGGAGAUUACUCUUAUGAUUGGUGGAAUCCAGCUGGAUGGCGUACUUAUUAACUCUGGUGCUUCAUGUUAUUUGGUUGAUUAUGAAACAUGGACUAAUUGGAAGAAUAAUAAUAUUGAUUGCCAGUCAACAAAGUCCGAGAAGAAGCUGUUUGACUAUGGCCAGAAAGAACCUAUUGAAGUUGCUGGGACAUUUGUGGCUGAAAUUGUAUGCAAGGUUAGUGGUGAGAAAUCCAUAGAGGAGUUCACAGUAAUAAAGGGUGCCGGGAAACCUUUGCUUGGAAAGAGUACUACAGAGAAACUUAAAGUGUUGCAUGUUGGUCCCUUUUAUGGUGCUCAAGUUUGUUCAAUUGCAACGGAAGGAAGUGAUACGGAUAUUCGUGAGGAGUAUGCAGAUACAUUUGUUGGAGUGGGAAAGCUGAAAAAUUAUCAAUUGAAACUGCACAUCAACAAGGAUGUAAAACCAGUAGCACAAGGGGUUCGAAGGCUUCCAUUUGGUCAGCGAGGUAAAGUGGAUGAAAAAUUGGAUGACUUGCUGGCGAAAGAUAUCAUCGAGGAAGUACCGAACAGUCCAACAGAGUGGGUCUCACCUUUGGUGGUGGUGCCAAAACCGGACGGUGAUGUGAGGGUAUGUAUCGAUAUGCGUAAAGCGAAUGAGGCGAUAGCGCGGGAAAGACACCCCAUUCCAACAAAUGAGAAAAUUUUAUAUGACCUCAAUAGUGCAACCGUUUUCAGCAAGCUUGAUUUGAAAUGGGGGUUUUACCAGAUUGAGCUAGAGGAACAAUCUCGUGAUAUUACGACCUUUGUAACCCAUCGGGGGUUAUAG
Messenger RNA from Paramuricea clavata, 3013 nucleotides. The record is from the annotation of a GenBank genome assembly. NCBI's taxonomy places the organism in Eukaryota, Metazoa, Cnidaria, Anthozoa, Malacalcyonacea, Plexauridae.